CUAUACAAGUCACGAGAUAGAGCAAAAGAUACUGUGAUAUUUAUAUCCACUCGCAGAGUACUGAACGUGUGGUUCACGCGCCUUUCUUCAGAUCGCGCCAUUAAAACCUGGUAUCGUCUCCUUCCUCAGUUCCUUCCCUCUCUCUGCCGUCUUGCAAAAUUCUCCAACCCCAGCUCUAUUUUCCAACAAUGGCGCGAAAGUCCUCGCUCCUCAAGCGAACCCUAGCUUCUCUCUGCUUUGUUCUCGCCGUUUAUGCUAUCGUCAACACCUUCAUCAGCUCCUCCGCCACUCUCAAGCUCGACCGCUCCUUCCCCUUCAGCGCUGCCAAUUCUGUCAUGGUUUCGGAUGAAAUUGGGUCCCAAGAGAGUGAUCUUCUCAAUAGUUCAGGAAAAACGGUUUCGUCUGUGAAGAUUUACCUCUACGAUGUGCCGAUGAGAUUUACGUACGGUGUAAUUGAGCACCAUGGCAUAGCGCGCGGGGGAAAACCCGUCGAGAAACUCACGGAGCUUAAAUAUCCGGGCCACCAGCACAUGGCGGAAUGGUUUUUGUUCUUGGAUCUGCUGCGACCGGAGUCCGAGCGUGUUGGGUCUGCUGUGGUUAAGGUGUUGGAUCCUGAGGAGGCGGAUUUGUUCUUUGUACCAUUCUUCUCGUCCCUGAGCUUGAUCGUGAACCCUGUCCGACCUGCAACGGGGCCGAAUCAGGAGCAGCGGAAACUUGUGUACAGUGACGAGGAGACGCAGGAUGCGUUCAUGGAGUGGUUGGAGAAGCAGGAGUACUGGAAGCGGAACAACGGGCGGGAUCACGUCAUCAUAGCGCAGGACCCGAAUGCAUUAUACAGGGUGAUCGAUAGGGUUAAAAACAGUAUCUUGCUCGUGUCAGAUUUUGGGCGGUUGAGGUCGGACCAAGCGUCGCUUGUUAAGGACGUGAUUUUACCAUACUCCCAUAGGAUCAAUACUUAUAACGGUGACAUUGGAGUUGAGAAUCGCAAGACUUUAUUGUUCUUUAUGGGCAAUCGAUACCGUAAAGAGGGAGGAAAAAUACGUGAUAUGUUUUUCCAAAUACUUGAGAAAGAACAGGAUGUCAUAAUCAAACAUGGAACACAAUCGAGAGAGAGUCGGCGUGCUGCUACACAUGGGAUGCAUACAUCUAAGUUCUGCUUGAAUCCUGCUGGCGACACUCCCUCUGCGUGUCGACUCUUUGAUUCUGUAGUAAGCUUAUGUGUUCCAGUUAUUAUCAGUGAUAGUAUUGAGUUGCCUUUUGAAGAUGUUAUAGAUUACUCCAAGAUUGCAGUAUUUUUCGAUUCGGUUUCUGCUGUGAAGCCUGGAUUUUUAGUUUCAAAACUGAGGAAAAUAUCUGAAGAGAGGAUUCUGGAGUAUCAGAGGGAAAUGAAAGAGGUAAAGAGGUACUUUGAGUAUUCAGACUCAAAUGGCACAGUGGGCGAAAUAUGGCGUCAAGUCUCGCAGAAGUUACCUCUAAUUAAGCUAAUGAUUAAUCGCGAAAAGAGGAUCGUUCAGAGAUAUGUUAACGAACCAGACUGCUCUUGUCUCUGUUCAAACCAAACUGGCAUCAGGGCCAUACUAUAAUAAUUUAUUUAUGAAUUUCUGGUAGAGUCUAAGUCGCCCUAAAAAUGGCACGCCAGCUACGAGACUUCCAAGGGGGAGGAAAUUGAGGAUGUAGUUACAUGUCUAACUUCCCGUAUUCCUCAGUUGAGCUGGCUUUUCUUCUAACCAGGCAGGUAUAGGUUGCCAUAUUUAUACGCCUAUUCAAGUAUUACUUCACUUCUCUUUACUGUUGAGUUGGUUAUGUAGAACUGACAUAGCCAUACAAAAAUCUGGUAAUAGUGUAAUUAUUUGUUCAUUUUUUGUGCAUUGUACAGAAUAAGGGUCCGUUUAAUCCUCGAUAUUCGACUGAAACUGUUUUCUUCCCUUUUCCCUUGGUUGUAGUAGGCUUGAGAUAGACAGUGGGGCAUUAGAAACAUCUCCAACAAGCAACUUGGUCUUUUACUUGGUAAAUUUGAUAAGUAUUGUAGAUUACAUUUCAAAUCA
This is a messenger RNA of Momordica charantia (bitter melon), 2045 nucleotides long. It is a transcript of the gene ARAD1, whose product is annotated as Exostosin family protein. Lineage: Eukaryota; Viridiplantae; Streptophyta; Magnoliopsida; Cucurbitales; Cucurbitaceae. Gene Ontology annotation, molecular function: glycosyltransferase activity. The record is from RefSeq and is a predicted model, not a curated record.